Molecule: messenger RNA, 590 nt
Organism: Tachyglossus aculeatus (Australian echidna)
Lineage: Eukaryota; Metazoa; Chordata; Mammalia; Monotremata; Tachyglossidae
Gene: CDC26
Product: cell division cycle 26
Exons: 3
Coding region: 30-356 (108 amino acids)
Biological process (GO): anaphase-promoting complex-dependent catabolic process; regulation of mitotic cell cycle; protein K11-linked ubiquitination
Cellular component (GO): anaphase-promoting complex
Source: RefSeq, a predicted model, not a curated record
GCGGCUCUGAGGGGGCCGCGCUGCGGUGCAUGCCGGGAGCUGUAGUCCCUGCGGAGCGCGCGGCGGGAGCGGUAGCGGGCGGACCACGGGUUUCCAGGAUGCUGCGCCGGAAGCCCACCCGCCUAGAGCUGAAGCUGGACGACAUCGAGGAGUUUGAGAGCAUUCGGAAGGACCUGGAGACGCGCAAGAAGCAGAGGGAGGAGGUGGACGUGGUCGGGGCCAGCGAUGGAGAAGGAGCCAUCGGACUGAGCAGUGACCACAAGAGCAGAGAACAGAUGAUCAACGACCGGAUCGGCUACAAACCUCAGCCCAAACCGAACAACCGCUCAUCCCAGUUCGGGAACUUUGAGUUUUAGCUCCGAGCCUAACUGGACUGUGCCGAGAAGGCUAGCAACAAGUGUUUCACUUGUGUGUUUGAGGACCGGGAGGGUGGAAUUUGAACACCAGCUAGGGUCUGGAGCAUUUGAUUCUUGUUUCCAGAAGUCCAGCCAGGCAGCUGCCCUUUGUCUUUGAAAUAAAAGUAUUUAUUGAUGGAGCAAAAAGAGAAAACUGUAAGAAACCUUGCAUUGAACCAAAAAUCUGAAGAGAUU